AUAACCUUGGCUCAAGCAUUAUCGAUGUCGAUGGGUGGGUCACCCUGUGGCCCCGCAGGAACUGGGAAAACGGAAACAGUCAAAGACAUGGGUAAAACAUUAGCCAAAUACGUGGUGGUUUUCAAUUGUUCCGAUCAAAUGGACUACCGAGGAUUGGGUCGAAUUUACAAAGGGUUGGCUCAGAGUGGCUCCUGGGGUUGCUUUGAUGAAUUUAACAGAAUCGAACUACCGGUUCUCUCCGUUGCUGCUCAGCAAGUUGCGGUUGUUCUUGCUGCGAAGAAGGAAAAGAAGAAACAAUUCGUUUUCACUGAUGGAGAUUUAAUAGACAUGUGUCCUGAGCUUGGAAUAUUCAUAACGAUGAAUCCCGGAUACGCAGGUAGGAAAGAACUUCCGGAGAAUCUGAAGAUCCAAUUUCGUACCGUAGCAAUGAUGGUACCGGACAGGCAAAUCAUCAUACGAGUGAAAUUAGCCAGCUGCGGCUUUCUGGAGAACAUCACGCUUGCUCGUAAAUUUUACACGCUGUACAAACUUUGUGAAGAGCAACUCACUAAACAGGUUCACUACGAUUUUGGUUUGAGGAACAUAUUGUCUGUGCUCAGAACAUUAGGAGCAUCGAAGAGAGUGAAUUCUAAGGAUUCAGAAAGCACGAUUGUUAUGCGUGUCUUGAGAGACAUGAAUCUCUCUAAAUUGAUAGAUGAAGAUGAACCCCUCUUCAUUUCUUUGGUAGCGGAUCUGUUUCCCAAUCAAGCUCUCGAAAAGACUUCUUACCCAGAGUUAGAAGCUGCAAUCAAUGACCAAGUGGAAGAGGCUGGUUUGAUAUACCAUCCACCAUGGGUUCUAAAAUUGAUACAAUUGUACGAAACACAGAGAGUACGGCAUGGUAUAAUGACUUUGGGCCCGACUGGAGCUGGGAAAACAACUUGCAUACAUAUUUUGAUGAAGGCUUUAACUCAAUGCGGUGACUUUCACAGAGAGAUGAGAAUGAAUCCAAAGAGCAUAACAGCCGCCCAGAUGUUCGGCCGUCUAGAUGUCGCCACAAACGACUGGACAGAUGGAAUAUUCUCAGCUCUAUGGCGCAAAACCCUAAAAUUAAAAGAAGGAGAGCACGUAUGGUUGGUUCUCGACGGUCCCGUUGACAGCAUCUGGAUCGAGAACUUAAAUUCCGUAUUAGACGAUAAUAAAACAUUGACUCUGGCAAAUGGCGAUCGUUUACCGAUGGCUUCCACUUGCAAAAUAAUUUUCGAACCCCAUAACAUCGACAAUGCUAGUCCUGCCACGGUGUCUCGUAAUGGAAUGGUGUACAUGAGUUCUUCGGGGUUGGAUUGGAACCCUGUGGUGACUGCUUGGUUAAAAACCCGAUCGACUUUGGAGCAGGAAGUUUUUGGUCAAUGUUUUGCUGAUUCUUUUGCUCAGAUUUAUUCCUGGGGCACUCAAGUUCUAACGUUAACCAUAGACGUCUUACAAUGCAACAUCGUGCAACAGAUGCUCUGUCUCCUCGAAGGUCUAGUUCCUCCCGAAACGUCCGUAGAAAACGAAGACGACGAAGAAACGGAAGAAGAGAAACGUCAGCCGAUGACUCUGGAACAUUUGCAGCGUUUCUACACGUUCGCAUUAAUAUGGGGCAUGGGAGCACUGCUAGAAACCACGGACAGAGGAAAGUACGAUCAAUAUCUUCGCGAAAACUUCAGCAACCUGGACUUGCCAAGCUCGGAGAAGUUUCCCGAAGCGAAACUGUUCGAUUUCUAUGUCACGGACAAGGGUAAAUGGGACACGUGGACGAGCAUGGUGACCAACUACGUCUAUCCAGAGUACUCGACACCCGAUUACAGCAAUGUUCUGGUUCCGAUUCCUGAUAACGUGAGGAUACAGUACUUGAUCGACCUAAUAGGGCGACAGGACAAGGCCGUGUUGCUGAUAGGCGAGCAAGGCUCUGCUAAAACGGUGAUGAUGAAGUCGUACAUGAAGAAGGCUAACCCAGAAACCACGUUGAGUCGCUCGUUCAACUUCAGUUCAGCCACGAGUCCGUUCCAGUUCCAGAAGACCAUCGAGAGCUACGUGGAGAAACGCCUGGGUAACACGUUUGGACCGCCAGGUGGUAAGAAGAUGAUGGUGUUCGUUGACGACAUUAACCUACCGCAGAUAAACGAGUGGGGUGAUCAAGUCACUAAUGAAAUCGUACGUCAAACUAUGGACAUGAAAGGAUUUUACUCUCUCGAGAAGCCUGGAGAUUUCACCAGCAUCGUGGAUAUGACGUUCCUGGCCGCCAUGUGCCAACCUGGAGGCGGGAGAAACGAUAUUCCAUCCAGGUUGAAGAGGCAGUUCUGUAUUUUCAAUUGCACGUUGCCUGAUAAGGCGUCCAUCGACCGAAUAUUUAGCGUCCUCGGCGAAGGUCACUACAAUACCAAGAGAGGAUUUUCGGUGGAAAUCAGAAACCUCGUUAAAAAGAUGGUUCCUUUGACCAGAAUACUGUGGGAAAGAACCAGAAAUAACUUACUACCCACACCAGCUAAGUUUCAUUAUGUCUUUAAUCUACGAGAUCUGUCGCGAAUUUGGCAGGGUAUGGUCGGUACACUAUCCACGGUGAUUGACAAGGAGAAUGUCCUGAUGCUGUUGUGGAAACACGAGUGCAGUCGCGUGUUCAGCGAUAGGUUCACCAUACAAACGGAUAAGGAAUGGUUUGGGGAUGAAAUAGUUAGAGUUGUGAAUGAGAUGCUGGGGGAGAGAUAUGUGAACAUGCUGGAUCAGGACCCUGCGUUCGUAGACUUCAUGAGGGACGCUCCCGAACCUACUGGCGAAGAGGGUGAGGACACAGACGUCGAGUUGCCAAAGGUAUACGAACCAGUCUACGACGACCAGAUCCUCAGGGACAGAUUAGAAAUGUUCUUAUCGCAAUUCAACGAGAUGCAAAGAGGUUCUGGAAUGGACCUAGUCUUCUUUCCGGACGCCAUGCUGCACUUGGUCAAGAUAUCCCGAGUGAUUAGACACCCAAAAGGAAACGUGAUGCUGGUAGGAGUCGGUGGUUCCGGGAAACAGAGUCUCACAAAGUUAUCCUCCUUCAUCGCGGGCUACAAAACGUUCCAAAUUACUUUGACGAGGUCUUACAACGUAGCAAACUUCUUAGAAGACUUGCGGUAUCUGUAUAGAACUUGUGGAGCUCAAGGAAAGGGAACCACCUUCAUAUUCACCGACCUGGACAUAAAAGAAGAGGGCUUCUUAGAAUACCUCAACAACAUUCUGAGUUCAGGAGUGAUCAGCAAUUUAUUUACACGCGAUGAACAGCAAGAAAUUAUUUCCGAAUUAACACCUAUCUUAAGACGCGAGAACCCGAAGAGGUCCAUCAACAAUGAACUUGUAAUGGACUUCUUUCUUCAGAGAACGUGUCAGAAUCUGCAUGUAGUGUUCUGUUUCUCUCCAGUCGGUGAAAAGUUCCGAAAUCGCGCCCAACGUUUUCCGGCACUGAUAUCUGGAUGUACAAUCGACUGGUUCCAACCUUGGCCCAAGGACGCGUUGAUAUUAGUCGCCAAACACUUUCUGCACGACUUCAGCAUCGCCUGCACCGACGAAGUGAAAAACGAGUUGGUAAACGCGUUAGGAUCCAUACAGGACAUCGUUUCGAAUACGUCGACAGAGUACUUCCAAAGAUUCAGACGUGCCACCCACGUCACGCCGAAAUCGUACCUGAACUUCAUCGGUGGCUACAAGAACAUUUACCAGAGCAAGCAGCACGAGCUUGGAGAAGGAGCCAAAAGAAUGGACACCGGUUUAGCAAAACUGGAAGAAGCGUCGAUAUCGGUGGAAAUCCUGAAGAGAGACCUUGCCGUGAUGGAAAAAGACUUGGUCCAGGCGUCCGAGAAGGCUGAAACCGUCCUCCAGGAGGUGACCGAAAGAGCAAUGCAGGCGGAGGCGUUCAAAAACCAGGUGCAGAAAGUAAAAGAAAAGGCUGAGCAAUUGGUAGCCUGCAUAGCUGAAGAGAAGGCGCUUGCUGAACAGAAGUUAGAGGCUGCCAAGCCAGCACUGGAGGAGGCAGAGGCUGCUCUGAACACUAUCAAACCCGCCCACAUAGCUACCGUGAGAAAAUUGGGCAGACCACCACACCUCAUUAUGAGGAUCAUGGAUUGCGUGUUAAUUUUGUUCCAAAGAAAGAUCGGAUCGGUCGUUCCAGACGCUACUGCUCUCUGUCCGAAACCUUCCUGGUCAGAAUCCCUGAAGAUGAUGGCCAGUACAACGUUUUUAUUGCAGCUACAAAAUUACCCGAAGGACAUCAUCAACAACGAGAUGGUCGAACUGCUGCAACCUUACUUCAAAAUGGAGGAUUACAACAUGGAGACAGCCAGACGAGUCUGCGGUGAUGUAGCAGGAUUGUUAUCUUGGACGAAGGCUAUGGCUUUCUUUCAUUCGGUCAACAAAGAGGUACUUCCUCUGAAAGCUAACUUAGCCUUGCAGGAGGCUAGGCUCAAAGUAGCAAUGGAGGAUCUGGCGAACGCAGAGAGAGAGCUUUCUGAAAGGGAGAUGGCACUGCAGGCGGUUAAAGAACAAUACGACUCGGCCGUGUCUGAAAAACAGAGACUGACUGAAGCUGCAAACGUUUGUCUCCGAAAGAUGACCGCUGCGACUGCACUGAUCAAUGGUCUGGGUGGCGAGAAGAUACGCUGGACCGAACAAAGCAGCGAGUUCAAGGUGCAACUAGGUCGACUAGUCGGUGACGUUCUACUGGCUACAGGUUUCUUGUCUUACUGUGGACCGUACAAUCAGCAGUACAGAGCUAGCUUGGUGUCUUCGUGGAUGAACAUUCUGGCGACUAAAGACAUUCCCUUCACCACGAACCUGAAUAUCACGAUCAUGCUCGUGGACAGCGCGACCAUGUCCGAGUGGACACUUCAAGGAUUGCCAAACGACGAGUUGUCCGUGCAGAAUGCGCUGAUCGUGACUAAGUCCUCUUCGUAUCCUCUGUUGGUGGAUCCUCAGAACCAGGGAAAAAUGUGGAUUAAGAAUAAGGAGUGCAUGAACGAGUUGCAGAUAACCUCUCUGAAUCACAAGUACUUCAGGACUCAUCUCGAAGACAGUCUUUCCUUAGGCAGACCAUUGCUGAUCGAGGACAUUGCUGAGGAGCUAGAUCCAGUUCUCGAUAACGUGCUCGAGAAGAAUUUCAUCAAGUCCGGUUCUAUCGAGAAAGUGAUCGUUGGCGACAAGGAGUGCGACGUGAUGCCUGGCUUCAUGUUGUACAUCACCACGAAGUUACCAAACCCGGCGUACAGUCCGGAGAUCUCGGCUAAGACGUCGAUAAUCGACUUCACUGUCACCAUGCUGGGUUUAGAGGAUCAAUUACUAGGGAGAGUGAUACUCAUGGAGAAGGCAGACCUUGAAGCAGAGAGGGUGGCUCUCUUCGAAUCCGUCAUGACGAAUCAAAGAUCAAUGAAGGAACUCGAGAGCACCCUUCUACAUCGACUGACAUCCUCCGAGGGUUCUUUGGUAGACGAUGAAGCGCUGAUUAAUGUCCUCAGGGAAACUAAAGUGACGGCGGAGUCGGUCAACGAAAAGCUGAAAGUGUCAGCCCUGACGGAGAAAAAGAUCACCUUGGCUCGCGAGGAAUUUCGAGCAGUGGCUUCGAGAGGAUCUAUUCUCUACUUCCUGAUCGUAGAAAUGAGUAACGUCAACGUGAUGUACCAGAACUCGCUCAGACAGUUCUUGACCAUAUUCGAUAACUCCAUCACGAAGUCCACGAAAAGUCCCAUCACCAACGAACGUAUAAACAUUAUUCUUCGUCAUCUGACCUACGAAGUGUGGGCCUUCACUUUGAGGAGUCUGUACGAACGACAUAAAUCACUGUUCACGUUGAUGCUGGCUAUGAAGAUAGACUGUCACCGAGGCGCGAUCUCCCACGCAGAGUUCAAUGCCUUCAUAAAAGGAGGCGCAUCGUUAGAUCUGAACGCGGUUGUUCAGAAACCGUUCAAAUGGAUCCUAGACAUAACCUGGUUGAACCUGGUCGAAAUCAGCAAAUUGGAGACUUUCUCGGAUAUCUUAAUGAAGAUCGAGUUUAACGAGAAAGAGUGGCGAGUGUGGUACGAGAAAGAGAAACCCGAAGAAGAGGAGCUACCCUGUAGUUAUCAGAAGAAACUGGACGUGUUUAGAAAGCUGCUUCUGAUCAGGUCGUGGAGUCCUGACAGAACUUUGUCUCAAGCUAAGAGAUACGUGAUCGAAUCUUUAGGGAAGGAGUAUGGAGAAGCCAAGAUCUUGGACUUGGAGGCCACUUGGUUAGAAUCUGAAGUUAGGACUCCGCUUAUAUGCAUACUGUCCAUCGGAUCAGAUCCCAGUCCUCAGAUAACGGCAUUGGCAAAGCAGAAGUCUAUUCAACUGAGGUCAGUGUCUAUGGGCCAGGGUCAAGAAUUUCAUGCUCGACGACUGAUCUCUGAUGCUAUGAACACCGGCAGCUGGGUAUUGCUGCAAAACAUUCAUCUGUCUCUUCCUUUCUGCACGGAAGUCAUGGACGUUCUUGUUGAAACGGAAACUGUACAUGAAGCAUUCAGACUUUGGAUGACCACCGAAGUACAUUCUCAGUUCCCCAUUGGCCUACUGCAGAUGGCCAUCAAGUUCACAAACGAACCUCCACAAGGUAUCAGAGCAAGUUUAAAAAGAACCUAUCAAGGUGUAACGCAAGACACGCUGGAUUACAGUACUCAGUCACAAUGGCCACCUCUGUUGUACGCCGUUGCGUUUCUACACACAGUUGUUCAAGAACGCCGGAAAUUUGGUCCUCUCGGUUGGAACAUUCCGUAUGAAUUUAAUCAAGCUGACUUUGCUGCCUCCGUCCAAUUUAUACAGAACCAUUUGGACGAUAUGGAUCCCAAAAGAGGAGUGUCAUGGCCGACUGUUUGCUACAUGCUUGGAGAGGUUCAGUAUGGCGGCAGAGUAACCGAUGACUUCGACAAGCGAUUGUUGACUACGUUUACACACGUAUGGUUUUGCGACGUACUUUUACGAUCUGGAUUCGAAUUCUACCGUGGAUACAAAGUACCCCAAACAAAGAACCUUCAAGGAUAUUUGAACUACAUCGAUUCUCUGCCGGCGACGGACACUCCGGAAGUGUUCGGCCUGCACCCGAACGCGGACAUCACCUACCAAAUAAACACGGCCAAAGGAAUACUCGAUACUAUAUUGAGCGUGCAGCCGAAAGAAGGUGGUGCACAAGGCGGUGAAACCAGAGAGAAUGUUGUGUACAAACUCGCUAGCGAUAUGCUUGAAAAAUUACCGAAACAGUACAACUCUUUCGAAGUGAAAGAGGCGCUUCAACGAAUGGGUGCUCUGCUGCCGAUGAACAUAUUCUUGCGUCAGGAAAUCGACAGGAUCACUAGAGUCAUCAAAGAGGUGCGCAGCACGUUGGUAGAUCUGAAGCUGGCUAUCGAAGGUACCAUCGUGAUGAGUCAAGGCUUGCGUAAAUCGUUGGACUCGAUGUAUGAUGCUCGUAUACCGGAGAAAUGGCUGAAAAUAUCUUGGGAAUCGGCAACACUUGGAUUUUGGUACACGGAACUGCUAGAACGGGACCAUCAGUUCCGACAAUGGUGCGUUCAUGGUCGACCUAAAGUCUUCUGGAUGACCGGCUUCUUCAAUCCUCAAGGAUUUUUAACUGCCAUGCGACAAGAGGUGACUAGAGCGCACAAAGGAUGGGCCCUGGACUCCGUCGUGCUGCAAAAUUUAAUUACAAGAUACAAUAAGGAGGAGAUAAAGAAUCAACCUCAGGAAGGAGUUUACGUUCACGGUCUAUUCUUAGAAGGUGCAUCACUCGAUCGCAAAACGAGCAAAUUGGUGGAAAGCAAACCAAAGGUUCUAUACGAACAGAUGCCGGUGAUUUACAUUUACGCGAUAAAUACAACUGCAGGCAAGGACCCAAAGCUUUACGAGUGCCCUAUAUAUAGGAAGCCACAAAGAACAGAUGCGAAGUACAUAGGAUCGAUCGAUUUCGAAACCGAUCACAAUCCUAGACACUGGACGUUACGAGGUGUAGCUCUUUUGUGUGAUAUAAAAUAAAAUGGUAUUUCAUCGACAAAAUUG
Molecule: messenger RNA, 8046 nt
Organism: Megachile rotundata (alfalfa leafcutting bee)
Lineage: Eukaryota; Metazoa; Arthropoda; Insecta; Hymenoptera; Megachilidae
Product: dynein heavy chain 5, axonemal
Source: RefSeq, a predicted model, not a curated record